Molecule: messenger RNA, 3705 nt
Organism: Laetiporus sulphureus 93-53
Lineage: Eukaryota; Fungi; Basidiomycota; Agaricomycetes; Polyporales; Laetiporaceae
Product: PhoX domain-containing protein
Exons: 9
Coding region: 1-3705 (1234 amino acids)
Cellular component (GO): intracellular membrane-bounded organelle
Molecular function (GO): phosphatidylinositol binding
Source: RefSeq, a predicted model, not a curated record
AUGCUGGGAAAGAGGACAGCACUGUUCGUGGCGAUUCUGGCAAUCGUACUGCCUGUUAUUGCCCGUGUCGCAUCAUCACCGCUCGCGCUCGCUCUCUUGCUUCCUGCCCUCCUCAUUCUCAGCAUCGUCGGAUUCUUUGUGCUCAAUGUUCUACUGGGGUAUGCAUUAGAUGCAUCAAGGCCAGCGACUCCCAGCAUUAUCCCGCAUGCAGCGAGACCGUUGGCUUUUUCCACACCUGCUGCAUGGCAGGCCGUCUUGACACGCUCUCAAUGGUCAUACAAGACUCCGCAGUCCCUCCCUCCGCUAUGCCCCGAGUACCCAAUUCUAUCCUCUGCAUUGAACGACAUCUUGAUCAUGAUUGUGCGGGACUUCGUGCUGGUGUGGUACAGGGAGAUCUCCUCAUCUCCGUCAUUCCCGACCGCAGUGUCGUCGAUCAUGCAUGAUUCUGUGGAGCAGCUCCUGGCCAGAGUCAUGACGUUGGACAUCUCCGCCCUUAUUGUGAAGCGAAUUGUGCCCAAGGUCACCGCACAUAUCGAGCAGUUUCGGCUGUCGGAGAUGGCUUUACGGGGAGCAGGUUUGGAACGCAGGCUGACUCAAUCGGAAGAACUCGAUCUCUUACUGGCGAGUCGGUAUGCGGGAAGAGGAGGUGGGAAGCUACACCGCGCAGUAGACAAUCUGUCUUCGACGUUCACGCGGCAAACGGAAGAGAAGCAUCUAAAAGAGCUCAUAGACAAUGCAUUGCCUUCCAUUCUACCCCCGAGGGAGUCCAAUAGUCAAGCUGUACGAAUAGUGGUCAGAGAAAUCGUAGCUUGUUCAGUCUUGUACCCCAUCAUGGACAUGCUCUCUGAUCCCGACUUUUGGAACCGGUUGAUCGAUUCGGUGGCGGGAGCAGCUAUACGUCAACAGAAACUGGUAUCCAAAGUGCGGAACGUCUUGGAAGCGCAACUGCCUCGCCCUCGCCAUGUCCGAGUUGCUGAGCCAAGUUCAGUGGCAGAAACCAUCACCAUCCAAACUGAUGCUCGUCAAUUUGAGUCCUUCCUAAGAAGUAUCAAUCGAUGUUCAUCGCUUUUGGACGCGAGACGGCUCAAGAAUGAUAUCAUGAGCGAAAUCAGACGAAACCGGACAUUGCUCGCGAACCAUGAGAAGGAUGAUUGGAUUGACGGAAAGAAGACCGAAGAUAUUGUCGCCUUCCUGGAUCGACUUUACACUGCUAAGCGCAGAGUUGAGAGGCGCAUUGUCAUCCUGGGCGGAGAAGCCGAGCCGCGACAGCCUACGUCACAGGAUACGGAGACAGCAUCCAAGCUAUCUCUACGUGACAUCUUGACGAACCCCAGUUCAUUAUCAUACUUCAUGGAGUUCAUGGACCGUCGUCAACGUAGCCUGCUCGUGCAAUUCUGGCUCACAGUUGAGAGUUUCAAGAACCCUCUCGAGUCCGUGGAUUCAGGCAGUUCUGACGAAGAGGAUGAGCCUGUGCUGGAUCCUACUCAUUCUGCCACAUUGAAAGAGGACAUCUCAAUGAUGAAAGACUUGUAUUUCUCUGGCUCUGCUGCAGAUCCAGUCCUGGAAUGCAUCUCGGCGAAGCAUGUGAAUACAAUUCGAUCCUUCGGUCUGGACGAGGAUGUCCCUGAACCCGUAAUGGAGAGGAAGGUUCGAAGAAGUGUCAUGCUGGCACAAAGACAGGUUGAACGGGAGAUGGAGCAGGAUUUCGAGGAGUUUCAAGAAUCCAAGCUCUGGUUCCGCGUAAUAGAAGACAUUGAUAUUCAGCAAAAUGCAGGUGAUGAAUCAACGUCGCAGCGAACGAGAGUCGAUGCUCGAAAGACAGAUUCACGAUCCUCAACAGAGGUCACGCGAGCAUUAGCUCCUUCAGGGAACGGCCCCAUUCCUGCUAUGCGCUCGAAUUCAUCCCCGUUGCUGAGCGUUGUCUCUUCACCGAAGCAACCACGAGCUGAUAACAACACGCCUAGUACGCCCGGCCCCUUGAUCUCCAGUCCUGUUCCUCGAGCUUCGACAUCCAAUCUGGAGCUUUUUAUGUCUCCGGAUAUAGAUUCUACAUCGCCGUCCUCUUCUCGAGCUCCUCUCUUCGAUGACCCUAACGGCGAGAACAUACAAAAUCUCAGAGAGCAGUCCAGGAGGAUGGAGGCAAUCCAGGCAGCUUUGACGGACAUCAUAGCGCUGGACAGACGGGAAAUCGACGGCUCAUCUGCGAGCAGAAACAGCGCCAUGACAGCUAGCCCGAGCGAAAGUCGAAAACGUACCGGACUGUUCGAAGAUGAACCUGAGGAAGACGAUAGGUUGGAAGAUGACGUGGACUCUACACAAGCGUCAUUCCAACUGGCUGGUCCGGGUGAUCUGCAACUGUCACAUGAGAUCAAUCGCCUAGCGGGCAAGAUUGAUACGCUGCAAUCUCAAAGUUCGAUGCUGGACACACUGAUCAACAAGGCAGAGCUGACUGGUGAUGCGCAGGAGCUGCGAUUGCUGCGCAAGUCACAAUCGUCGCUCAGCAGGGAGCUGCGCGAGCUCAACUUUCAGAAGACACAGUACGAGCAACAGGAGUCAGCUAACCGCCUCCUCUCGGAUCGGACCAAGGUAUCGAUCGUGAACUCUACAGUUGGAGAAGAAGAGGGCAAGUCAGUCGUGCGGUACCUGGUUGAAGUCCAGCAGCUCGCACCCGACGGUUCAUAUACCUCAGGAUGGGUAGUUGCCAGGAGAUACAGCGAAUUCUUUGCAAUGCAUAACAAGCUGCGAGAACGCUACGCUCUUGUACGCAAUCUCGACUUCCCCGGCAAGCGUCUCGUUACUUCGCUUUCUGGGAGCUUUGUCGACUCUAGACGGGUCGCACUCGAGAAAUUUCUUCAGAGCUUGAUUGCUAUUCCGGCUGUGUGCGAGAGCGACGAGCUCCGGAGCUUCUUGUCCCGCGACUCUCCUUUCAUCGUCAGCGAAUCGGUGGAAAAUACAAGUGCCAAAGCUACCAGUACGAGCCCGAGUAAAGGCCUCGUUCGUUCGGUCUACCAAUCCGUUGCCGACAGCAUAGACGAUAUGUUCUUCGGCCCUUCCAUGCUGGACGUCAUAGUGCAGCGUCUCACAAGUCAAGCUGCUGAAUCUGCUGGCAUUGUUGGGAAUGGAGUCCAUGACGAAGAAUUGGUCACUCAGGCUCUGAAGGCUUCAGGCAAGGCACCUUCUGAGGAUACGCUGUUGCAAUUACCAGGUGGUCUGAAGCCUCUACCUGGAGAGACGAGCAGCUCGACAUUCUCAUCUCCCAUUUGCGACUUGGUGCUGUCCAUCUUCGAGCUCAACAAGAAGAACAAUUGGUUACGAAGGCAGGCUAUUGUAAUCAUAUUGCAGCAAGUGUUCGGCGAUACCAUUGAGCGGAAAUUGAGAGAGACGUUCAAUUCCUACGUUGAUGAGCCUCAUCUGAUGUCAUACAUCAACAUGUUCAGAGAGGGUUUGUGGCCUGGUGGCAAGCUCAAGGCUCCAGAGCCACCGCGUACGACUGAGGAGAAAUUGCGUACACGAGACGAAGCAAACCGCAAAUUGUCUGCGUUGAUGCCGGACUUGGUUGCCAACAUGAUAGGGCGCUCAAAUGCGCGGCGCGGUGCACGAAGAAUCUUUGCAGUACUUCAGAAUCGACGCUUAAACCAACACCUCCUGUAUACUAUUGUCGAUGAGAUUUUCGCUGCUCUAUUUCAAGACCAGCCACCACCAUAA